Messenger RNA from Rubroshorea leprosula, 928 nucleotides. The record is from the annotation of a GenBank genome assembly. Lineage: Eukaryota; Viridiplantae; Streptophyta; Magnoliopsida; Malvales; Dipterocarpaceae.
UCCUGAUGGCAAAGGUAAGAAUUCCUUUUUGUGUCGGUUAUCACCGGCUAAAGAAACCCUCAUGAAAUACCAAUAUGUAUAAUUAAGCCCCCAAAUUCCCUAUUUAUAUUCAAUCAUGGAUUAGUUUUCAUAUUUCAGUUUGGUCAAGGAAUUAAUACUCUAGUUUUUGCAAAUGGGCAAUUGUGGGUUGAAAGGAUGUGGACAAGUGGAAGAAAUGGUCAAAGUUGUGACAUGUAGCGGCGGUGUCAUGGAGCUUUACGCACCCAUCACGGCGGAGUGCAUAACAAACGAGUUCCCUGGCCAUGCCAUCUACCGCAGCCGCGAUCUCUUAUCUCCCCCGCUCCUCCACAACGAACAGCUACACGCAGGCCAGCUUUACUAUCUACUCCCACUCAACAACACGUUACGAAAGCAAACCAGUGAGAACGACGCCAUGUUAGGGACGCCAUAUCGGGUGUCAUUUGAUAGUCAAAGGGUGGUGAAGAGAGCGGAGGCGGAGGUCAUGCCUAGGUAUAAUGGGAGCGGGGUGUGGAAGGUAAGGCUGGUGAUAAAUCCAGAGCAGCUGGCGGAUAUACUGACACAGGAGGCGCGUACGGAGGCGUUGAUAGAGAGCGUGAGGACGGUGGCCAAGUGUGGUGGCAGCGGGGUGUCGUCGGUGGGGAAUUCUGAUAAGUGGAGCAUGUCUAGUGGUUGGAAGGGAUCAUUUGGUUGGAGACGAGAAGAUAGUAUUUAGAAUAUAGUACCAAAAGAAAUUAUAUCCCCUUGUAGUGGCUUGAUUUAAUUCUUCUACUGUAUUUUAUCAAGAAAAUUAGGAAAAUGUGAGUAUGAAAUCAGGAGGAAAUACACAAUCUCUUGCAAAACUUUUUUAGUUUCUAGUGGUGAAACGUUCCUCUGUGUGUGUGUGUGUUUGAUAAGCAAGAAGAAGAAA